Messenger RNA from Charadrius vociferus (killdeer), 1713 nucleotides. It is a transcript of the gene SNX10, whose product is annotated as sorting nexin 10. Gene Ontology annotation, biological process: intracellular protein transport. The coding region runs from base 36 to 641 and encodes 201 amino acids. Gene Ontology annotation, molecular function: phosphatidylinositol binding. NCBI's taxonomy places the organism in Eukaryota, Metazoa, Chordata, Aves, Charadriiformes, Charadriidae. The record is from RefSeq and is a predicted model, not a curated record. The transcript is spliced from 6 exons.
CAGGUUGAUUUUUAUUUUAAUACAAGCCAGUGAAGAUGACACCAAAACAUGAAAAACAAGAAUUUGUAACUGUCUUGGUGCGAGACCCCAGGACACAAAAAGAAGACUCGUGGCAUUCUUACAUAGACUAUGAGAUAUUUAUUCAUACAAACAGUAUGUGCUUUACAAGGAAAACAUCCUGUGUUAGACGACGCUUUCGAGAAUUCGUUUGGCUUCGACAGAGGCUUCAGAGCAAUGCGGUGCUUAUACAGUUACCUGAACUGCCAUCUAAAACUCCCUUUUUCAAUAUGAACAAUCCCCAUCAUGUGGACCAUCGCCGGCAGGGUCUGCAAGAAUUCCUGGAAAAGAUCCUACAGGACGCAUUAUUGCUUUCAGACAGUAGGCUUCACCUCUUCUUACAGACUCAGCUAAGCCCAGAAGAUAUGGAGGCGUGUGUGUCUGGACAGACCAAAUACUCCGUUGCUGAUGCGAUUCAUAAGUUCGCCUCUCUGAACAGACGUUUUCCUAUAGAAGAUGAAGAGAGAAAAAAAGGCAAAACCGAUGCGGAUUCUGAUUCGGAGAGUUCAUCCUCCGGGCUCGGACCUAGUGAUGACAGCGUUUCAUGCGGAUGUAAAGCAAGCCCAGCUUCUGAAGAAUCGUGAAAAAUCAUUCCUGUGUUGCUAUCUUGAGGACAGUACAAAGCAGUUUCUGCUCUGUUUACUGGUUAUGUGUACCACGCAAACACGGCUGGCUGGCAACGCGUACCGAAAAGACGCGUUGUCAAUACAACUGUAUGUCCUUAAAGAUUUUCAAAACAGACCUUGAUACUAUUUCUUUGCUGAUUUAUUAUGUACAUUGAUUCAGGUCUACACACUACCUAUUACAUUUAGGUUUUUGUGACUAUUAAAAUCUCAGUAUUGGGUAAGUCAUGCUGUGCUGACAUACGUGGCAGUUAAAAUACUUCCCUUAGUGAGUGCCUGUCUCGGAUCUGCAAAAUAAAGAUAACUUAAUUCCUCAGCUUAGAAGUUGGUAUAUCAUAUCAAAUAUAUUCAAAGCAUCUUUUUGUAAUUUGCAUCAGAGAAGUUUCAUCUUUAGAAGUCAUUUGACAUUGGUGAUGAAAUUACAUACCCCACAAGGUAUUCACUUUUUAAAGUAGCUCAGCAACAUCAGCAAAACAACAUUUGUACAAACUAUAUGCUGCUGACAAUUUGAGAUAUAAAUAUAUCUUCCUCUGGUCUUUCUGUAAUGUUGAUGGGAAGCUUGGUUUUAUCAUGUAUGAGAACUGAAGGCCAAAAUUCUUGAGCGUGAUUGCUUAAAAGUUAGAAAUAUUACUAAAACGGACAUAAUUUCUAGGCUUGCUGGAGAGUCUCGGUUCCCAGGGAAUUAUGGAUGCUCAUUCCCAGUGAAAAUCCUGGAUGAGCUCCAUUGAAACCAACGGCUGAGUUUUGCAUCGACCUCGCUAGGGCCAGGAUUUCACCCAGCAUGUUUAACUUCAGGCGCUUAUAUUUGAAGAUGCCAGGGGAGAUGUUUUAGUUUAGCAGUUUAAAUGGAUAGUAUCUUCCUUUCCAAGAUGGUGAUCAUCACAUAGCUGUAGCACCCUGUGGGGACCUGGACCUCUCCGCUCUUUGGGAGUAACAGGAGCUGCUGGUUUCACUGUGGCUGUAGUUAACACGUUGGAAUAUUGACUUUUUCACAAACAAAAGGCAGGCUUGAACGCAACUUCGUAACCACCAA